This is a messenger RNA of Ectocarpus sp. CCAP 1310/34, 1442 nucleotides long. Lineage: Eukaryota; Phaeophyceae; Ectocarpales; Ectocarpaceae. The record is from the annotation of a GenBank genome assembly.
AUGCAGACGAGCCGCAAACAAACCAACAACAACACUCUUUGGUUCUCUUGCGACACGAUAAGGUACAACCUGCGGACGCAGACUCGAGGGACCCUCCUGAACUACUGCACGUACGUCCAGUGGGUGCCGGACAGCGACGUGGUGGUGGCUCAGAACAGGGGUGCUCUGUGCGUGUGGUACAACAUACACGCCCCGGACCAGGCAAGAACCGCAAGGCUUAUCCCGAACGAAACCCCAAACCUCAGCCCAAACCCUGAUCCUGCCCCUAGCCCUCCAGCCGUGAUCAGUCUUCUGGUGACAACGCACGAGAUAAAGGGUGAGGUGUACGAGAUCGAGCGCCUGAACGGGUGCACGGAGGUGAUCGUCAACGAGGGCUACCGCGAGGCGAGCUAUGUCCUGGACGAGGCCCUGAUCCGGUUCGGCGGGGCGCUGGACGACGGGGAGUACGCCCUCGCCGUGUCCAUCCUCGAGCCGCUCGAGGUUACCCCGGAGGCUGCGGCCAUGUGGCAGCAGCUCGGGAGCGUGGCGCUGGAGGAAGGAGACAUCUCCAUCGCAGAAAGAUGCGCAGCGGCGCUUGGGGACGUUUCUCGCGCUCGAUUCCUGCGCAAGGACCUGCAAGGAGCGGAAGACGUGCUGGUGUCGCAGGGCAAGGUGGAAGAGGCCAUCGCCAUGCGCCACGGCCUGCACCAGUACGAGGAGGCCCUCACCCUCGGCCGAGCGCACCGUCUGCCCGAGGAGCGGCUCGAGGGCAUGGCCCAGGACUACUUCCGGCUCCUCGUCGACACCAAGCAGGAGGAACGCGCCGCCGCUCUGAAGGAGAAAGAGGCCAUCCGGCUGUAUCUCAAGGGGGGGCUGCCGGCGCAGGCUGGGCGGGUGCUCAAGGAGAGGUCGGUGGAGAACAAGGGGCAGCUGCUGGAGACCGUGGCGUCCACGCUCUCGGCGGCCGGGAUGCACGACAAGGCCGGGGAAUUCUACGAGGAGAUGAACCAGCUGCAGCGGGCGAUGGACAGCUACACGAGGGGGAACGCCUACCGCCAGGCCGUGGAAUUGGCGCGUCGCUCGUUCCCCGCAGAAGUGGUAGAUCUUCAGGAGAUGUGGGGGGACUACCUCAUGACCCAGAAACAGGUCGGUUGCGUGCCUUCGAAAUGUUUUGGAGGGUCUUUGGAUGCUGAGGUAGGUAUGCACGUGGGCCAGGAGGUUGACAUGGCCAUCAACCACUACAUCGAGGGGCGCGCCAACGCCAAGGCAGUCGGCGCCUGCCUGACCAGCAGGCAAUGGUCAAAGGCCGCGCAGCUCCUGGAAACCCUUGACGGGGAUUCCGCGAGGCCCCACCUGCGCACCCUGGCCCGCCACCACGAGCAGGCGGGCAAUCACGCGCUAGCGGAGAGGUUCUACGUCGACGCGGAUGCCCCUCAGCUCGCCGUGGAGAUGUACACCAAGGU